CACACGACUCACAGAUCUUUGCGAUUUCGCUUCGUCGAGCCCCCCUAUAUCAGUUCCAAUCGUACCGUUGAGCGUGUGCACAUUUUGCAGUCUCUGAAACCCUUGACAGUCAUAUGAAGAGUCGUUCCCAUGAAGGAUGACGCAUCUCUCUUUGAGUCACUACUCCCGAACUAUAAAACCCCCCUUCGUUACCUUUCGUAUCUCCUUCUGUCCUCUUUACUUGACACUCCGCACACUGAACACUCGAACACUUCAUAAUCAAUCGCUCAUAUUCCCCCUUCGUUAUCAAAAUACGCAUCUCGCAACCAACAAAACCACGGUAUCCAACAAGACAUAUUCACCAUGUCCGAAACCCCCUUCGAAUACUUCAAAAAGCACGAUGGCCCAGAGUCUAGCCUCUUCGAGGAAACACGCAAAGCUUUCUUGCCGUUUCUAGAGCAUAGGCGCUUCGAGGACUGGCGUUACGAACGACUACGCCGCGCGGAAUUCAUGGUGUUACAUCACGACACCACCUCCAGCGAAACCCACCGUCGGCCGAUCGAUUAUGCUGCAAUCCUCGCUUUUUUUGCUGACUCAUAUGCGAACAACCGCACCGAUGGCCGACCUCGACGAGAAGACCCCACAAAGAUCGCAGUGAAAAAGGAGUUCAAGCCCCAUCUCGAAGCUUUGCAAAAACACUUAACGCAAGCUAAAUCUCAGCAACCUGGAUUGGCACAACUCUGCGAGGAAGACGAGAAAGACCAGUCCACGAGAACGGCAAAAAUAGAGGGGUAUCAAUCCGCGAUCAAGGCACUGGAAGUCGUGGAGGAGCAUGUUGAUUCUCUCACACACGCAUUGGGGCUGGGAGAAGAGAGUUUGUGCGACCAGGCCCUUGUGGAAAGGGACCUUGCGGUCUAUGCUUUCUUCCCUGAGUCACAAGAGGAACUGGAACCAGGCUACCUGUUACGCGCUCUCAUGCGUCAGCUAUCAGAGAAGGUGGAUGGCUCACGGGAUACCCUGACAGACAAGAUGUCCUUCGAAGACUAUUUCAAGCGCCUCAUCGACGAGGUGCCGAGCACAUGCGAUGUUGUCGUCAUCGUAUACGGAAUCGGCUCAUACGCUGACAGAAAGGACGCCAAGAAUGUGUGGGACUUGUUGUGGGAAGUUAAGGAGACCCUGCGAAGAAGGGGAGGGAAGUUGCAGGCUGCAGUGAGAGCUCGUGAUGCGAGGCUAGUAGAGCUUCUUCAACAGAGAAUAGAGGAACUUGGAGAGCGAGACCGGGUUACUGCUUUGUCGAGGGAUCGGGAGUGCCACAAGAUAUGGAAGAAAAGACAGGAGGUGUUCUCUGAAGAAGAAGCGGAAGUCCAUGGACCGGUGCUGAGAGUGCUCUUUGCUGGACCAGGCGCGGAUAUGGUUGCUGGGUGGGUUCCUGAGUCAGAACGCGAGGAUGUGGUCCUCGCGCUUUGACAGGCCUCGGGUUUCUCUUCUAUCGAUAUUUGUGCUCGUGGCAUGCUCCUUCUGAGACCUGCUCUAAUGUAGUCAAUGAAUUCCCA
This is a messenger RNA of Trematosphaeria pertusa, 1532 nucleotides long. RefSeq lists its product as uncharacterized. The coding region runs from base 343 to 1446 and encodes 367 amino acids. NCBI's taxonomy places the organism in Eukaryota, Fungi, Ascomycota, Dothideomycetes, Pleosporales, Trematosphaeriaceae. The record is from RefSeq and is a predicted model, not a curated record. The transcript has a single exon.